AUGUUGUCUGCAGCGAGACACUCGGCCCUACGCGCUGUGCGUGCUCAGACCGGUCCGAAAUCCCAAUCCCUCUUCGCACAGUCGCACUCGUCAUCCCUCGCACGACUACUAUCCACCCUCGCCAUUCUCGAGCAGAAAGACGGCGUCCUCAACACGGGGUCUCUUGGUGCUGUCACGGCUGGCCAGAAGCUUGGAGGUCCCGUGCAUGGAUUUGUGGCGGGGAAGAACGCCAAAUCGAUCGCUCAAGAGGCUGCAAAGGUUCAGGGAUUGGAGAAGGUGAUUGCGGCGGAAAGCGAAGCAUAUGAACGCGGGCUGGCCGAGAACUGGGCGCCGUUGCUGGUCGAGAACAUCAAGAAGGGGGGCUAUACGCAUGUGAUUGCGGCACAUUCUGCUUUCGGGAAGAGCAUCCUGCCCCGCGUCGCGGCGUUGCUUGACGCCCAGCAGAUCUCGGAUGUCACUUCUAUCGAGAGCGAGGACACCUUUGUGCGACCCAUCUACGCCGGCAAUGCGAUCUUGACCGUGCAGAGCACCGACCCGAUCAAAUUCCUGACGGUACGCCAAACCGCUUUUGCUCCCGCCGAGACCGAGGGCGGCUCAGCGUCGGUGGAGGAGGGGGUCGACCCUAAAGUCGAGUCACAAACCGAAUGGGUAUCUGAAAGCUUGGCCAAGUCUGACCGACCGGAACUGGCAUCGGCGGAGAAGGUAGUGUCUGGCGGGCGUGGCUUGAAGUCCAAGGAGGAGUUUGAGCGAUUGAUCCCGCCGCUGGCGGACGCCCUCGGGGCGGCCAUUGGUGCCUCAAGAGCGGCGGUGGACAGCGGAUUCGCGGACAACAGUUUGCAGGUUGGGCAGACGGGCAAGAAUGUCGCUCCGCAACUCUACCUGGCGGUGGGGAUUUCCGGGGCCAUUCAGCAUCUCGCUGGAAUGAAGGACAGCAAGGUGAUUGCUUGCAUCAACAAGGACCCGGAUGCGCCUAUUUUCCAGGUUGCCGACGUCGGGUUGGUAGGAGACUUGUUUGAGAGGGUUCCCGAGUUGACGGAGAAGUUGGCGCGGUAG
Molecule: messenger RNA, 1053 nt
Organism: Capronia epimyces CBS 606.96
Lineage: Eukaryota; Fungi; Ascomycota; Eurotiomycetes; Chaetothyriales; Herpotrichiellaceae
Product: electron transfer flavoprotein alpha subunit
Exons: 2
Coding region: 1-1053 (350 amino acids)
Cellular component (GO): mitochondrion
Molecular function (GO): flavin adenine dinucleotide binding; electron transfer activity
Source: RefSeq, a predicted model, not a curated record